Drosophila bipectinata is the source of this 957-nucleotide messenger RNA. RefSeq lists its product as uncharacterized. NCBI's taxonomy places the organism in Eukaryota, Metazoa, Arthropoda, Insecta, Diptera, Drosophilidae. The record is from RefSeq and is a predicted model, not a curated record.
UAAAAAUCAAAUGCCAUUCAGACCUAAACUUCAUUCUCACAAUCAUCUGGGAAGUAAAACAUAUACUCUUCAGUAUUGCUUUUCGGUUAGAAAACGUAUAUUUUAAUAAAUUGGUGAUGGAUCAAAUGGACCAAGGAUCUUCGGGGAAUCUGGACCCGGAAGACGUCUUGCAAUGGAUCGACGCCCAGGACGUUCCACAGCUGGAGGACGAAUCGCCGCCCUGGAACUUUUAUGCCGAUGAAAUGCAGGCCAAGGCGGUGAAGUUGGCCGUGGGCUGCUGUGACAGGCGAUUGGUCACCCUGGGCAACCAGACUGAGGUUGCAAAAAAAUCAAAUCCAGAUGCUCCGAAAAAAGCCGCCGCCACUCAGGUCACCCUGGGCAGCCAGACUGAGGUUGCAAAAAAAUCAAAUCCAGAUGCUCCGAAGAAAACCGCCUCCACUCAGGUGUCGGGUAUGCCGAAGCGACUACGCAGGUUGCCGCUAAAAGAGCCACCAACACCAAUGAAUCUUGAGAAAAUCUCCUGGGGUAGCCUGCUGAAGAAGGCUAUCUUGGUCGGUUCUCUCUUACACAGUGCCUAUGCCUUUGGAACGGCCUGUUUACGUGAACUUGGAGUUCUCAACUUAUCCAUUGCGGCGAUUAAAGCUGGGUUGGGCACACAAGAGCCACCCUGCAACCCACUGCCCGGAACCGUGUGGAAUCAAGUGGCGGCUAAGCUGUGUAUCCACGGCUAUACAAACUGAAUCUUAAUUCCGCUACUGACUCCCGGACUCUAGCACGCAAGCACCCGGGUACUUCAAGUUAUUUAUAAAAACACAUCUUACUAUUUUUAACCGCAUUGGAUGCGGACUCGGACUCGGACUCGGACUGGGCCACUUGUUUCAACUUCGCUAUUUCUAUUCGUUCUAUUUCUUGUUACUCUCGAGCGAAGUUGAAACAAUGCCCAACAGUGUUAUGAUA